UCCCGCCCAUUCGUUUGUCUCGCUUGUCUUCCCGCGUCUGCGCACCUCCGCCCGGCCUAGACCUCCCCGCCGUACACUUCACCCCUCCGCACGGACAGCAUGUCUGAAUACAGCGCGGUGCCGCCGCUCGGAGCCGGUGGACUCAAGAAAGACGCGUUCGCCGACGCGGUACAGCGCGCCCGGCAGAUUGCAGCAAAGAUCGGUGGAGACGUCACCAGUCCCCCCAUGAGCAAUAACGGCGGAGCGGAGAGUUUUCCCUUCGCGACACAGAAGCGAUCGCUGGAGCACGGAGAUCAGCCUGAAAGUAAGAAGAUGGCGUCUGACAGAGACAAUGGCUCAGCCUUGUCUAUCGGAGCCCAGCUGGCUGCCCUUUCCCAGCAGAGUGUACGUCCCUCGUCCAUCACAGAGGAGUACAGAGUCCCUGACGGCAUGGUUGGGCUCAUCAUUGGUCGAGGUGGAGAGCAGAUCAACAAGAUCCAGCAGGAGUCUGGCUGUAAAGUUCAGAUCGCUCCAGACAGCGGCGGUCUUCCAGACAGGAUUGUGUCUCUCACCGGCGGCCCUGAAGCCAUCCAAAAGGCCAAAAUGCAGCUGGAUGACAUCAUCUCUCGGGGGCGGGGCACUCCUCCCUCCUUCCACGAGUCGACCAAUGGGAGCGGCCACAUGCAGGAAAUGGUCAUUCCAGCAGGGAAAGCAGGGCUUAUCAUCGGCAAAGGAGGAGAGACCAUUAAACAGCUGCAGGAGCGAGCUGGCGUGAAGAUGAUUUUGAUUCAGGACGCUUCUCAGGGGCCAAACAUGGACAAACCUUUGCGCAUCAUUGGAGAUCCUUACAAAGUCCAGCAAGCACGUGAAAUGGUGCAGGAGAUUCUGCGAGAGCGGGAUCAUCCUGGCUUCGACAGAAAUGAGUACGGCUCUCAAAUAGGUGGAGGAAUCGAGGUGCCUGUUCCGCGUCACUCUGUGGGCGUCGUGAUUGGCCGAAGCGGAGAGAUGAUCAAGAAGAUUCAGAACGAUGCCGGCGUGAGGAUACAGUUUAAACCAGAUGACGGUAGCGGUCCAGAUAAGAUCGCUCACGUAAUGGGUCCCCCGGACCGCUGCGAACACGCCGCCAGUAUCAUCAACGACCUUCUGCAGAGCAUCCGAGUACGAGAGGAAGGAGGAGAGGGUCCCCCCGGUCCUCCGGGCACAGGCAUGCCUCCGGGUGGGCGUGGCAGGGGGCGUGGCCCAGGAAACUGGGGCCCACCUGGUGGUGAGAUGACCUUUUCAAUCCCCGCCCACAAAUGCGGUCUGGUGAUCGGCCGAGGCGGCGAGAACGUGAAGGCCAUCAACCAGCAGACGGGCGCCUUCGUGGAGAUCUCGCGCCAGCCGCCGCCCAACGGUGACCCCAACUUCAAACUGUUUAUCAUCCGGGGAUCUCCUCAGCAGAUCGACCACGCCAAACAGCUGAUCGAGGACAAGAUCGAGGGUCCCCUGUGCCCUGUUGGACCUGGACCUGGACCGGGUGGACCAGGCCCUGCUGGACCCAUGGGCCCCUACAGCCCGAACCCCUACCAGCCCGGACCCCCUGGUGGACCACCACACGGUGGUCCUCCUGGCGGUCAGUAUCCUCAGGGUUGGGGAAGCACAUACCAGCAGUGGCAGCCACAUGAUCCCAGUAAAGCAGCAGCGGAUCAUAACGCGGCCUGGGCAGCUUAUUAUGCACAGUACUACCAGCAGCCCGCAGGGGGCGCUAUGCCCGGACAGACGCCUGCGGCCCAACCGGCCGCUCCCGCUCCUGCUGACCAGAGCCAUGCUGCUCCCGGCGCCGCCCAGCCCGACUACACCAAGGCCUGGGAGGAGUACUACAAAAAGAUGGCUCCGUGUUUUGCUGAUGAAAAUCAUCUCUCAUCUCUAUCAGAUGCAGCAGGAGGAGGUGCUUCUCCCGCCGCAGGAGGAGCUCAAGCCCCGGGAGCUGCAGCGGCGGGACAGACGGACUACAGCGCCGCAUGGGCGGAGUACUACAGACAGCAGGCUGCUUAUUAUGGACAGACGGGACAGGCCGCGGGACAGCCAGGCGCCACACCGCAGGGCCAACAGGCGCAGUGAAGUGACUGCUGAACUCUCAUCCUCCAUCCUCUCACUCUCAUGACAAAAGGACUUCUGCUCGUCCCGUUUUGUUUGUUUUUCUUUCUCGUGUCCAGUUGAAAAGCUCUGUGACUCUCUCUCUCUCCUCUGAAGCCGGAUUUCUGUCUUUUAUGAAACCAUACGGCUACUGUAAACGCUCUUGUUUCUCCUCCUGGUUUUUGCUGGAUCCAUAAACGCUGAUGGACUAAACUCAAACUCUGCCUUCCCCUCCACAAACACUUCGUCCCUCCUCUUCCUCGCAUCAGUGUGACUCAUGGCCAGGAAACACAAGGGAAUGCUUCAACUAACUUCCUCACAUGAGCGUGCACUUCCUGUUUUUGCAUUA
Messenger RNA from Sinocyclocheilus rhinocerous, 2443 nucleotides. RefSeq names its product far upstream element-binding protein 2. The record is from RefSeq and is a predicted model, not a curated record. Gene Ontology annotation, molecular function: RNA binding. Bases 100 to 2079 code for a protein of 659 amino acids. The transcript has 18 exons. Lineage: Eukaryota; Metazoa; Chordata; Actinopteri; Cypriniformes; Cyprinidae. Gene Ontology annotation, biological process: regulation of DNA-templated transcription.